Molecule: messenger RNA, 4253 nt
Organism: Neomonachus schauinslandi (Hawaiian monk seal)
Lineage: Eukaryota; Metazoa; Chordata; Mammalia; Carnivora; Phocidae
Gene: NUDT4
Product: nudix hydrolase 4
Exons: 4
Coding region: 1132-1707 (191 amino acids)
Biological process (GO): adenosine 5'-(hexahydrogen pentaphosphate) catabolic process; diadenosine hexaphosphate catabolic process; diadenosine pentaphosphate catabolic process
Cellular component (GO): nucleus; cytoplasm
Molecular function (GO): bis(5'-adenosyl)-hexaphosphatase activity; bis(5'-adenosyl)-pentaphosphatase activity; diphosphoinositol-polyphosphate diphosphatase activity
Source: RefSeq, a predicted model, not a curated record
UCACUCUGAAUUGAUUGAUCUGGUGAGAAUGGCUUACAUUGGUGAAGGCAGUAUACUAAGGUAAUUUUGUAAACACUUUUGUUCACGUUGGUUAAGGCACCUGUUACUUCACAAACAUCGUUUGGUUAUUUAUCAUAGCCUUUGUUGUUUUAACUUGGGUGAAUUUUAACCUACUCUAGCCCACAAAUUUUCAUUUAUAAGAUAUAUAUUUCUUGCUUCAGGCACUUAAAAUAAUGAACCUCUGGGAUACUCUGAUGAUGUAGUUCUUUUUUUUUUUUUUUAAGUGUUUGCAUAUUUCAAGGUUAAUGCUAAUCUUGAUUGAGGUCUGCAGACUUCCUGUAAAGAGCCAGAUAAUAUUUUAGGCUUUGUGGGCCACACCGUCUCUGUUGCAGCUACCCAACUCUGCUAUCGUAGCAUGAAAGCAGCCAUAAGCAACAUGUAAAAAAUGAAUGAGUGUGGCUAGGUUCUCAGAAAAUUUUAUUUAUGAACACUGGAAUUUGAAUUUCAUAUAAUUAAAAAUAUAAAAACCAUUUUUAGCUCACAGACGGUACAAAAACAAGUAGUGCACUCACUGUAGCUUGCCAACCCUCUUCUAGAUCAUAAGUUAUAGCUGCCUGUUAAUCAAAAGAAGUGACUUUUGUUCACUUAUAAUUGGUUUGGAAUAUGAAGGUACUUCUUUCCACCCAAUCAUAAGUGUAAAAAUAACGGGAACUCUCCCUGCCGUGCAUUGGCUUUACGUGAAUUUCCCUAUUCCUUUCUCACAGUCUCGGUUAUCUUUUAAGUAUUCAUACAUUUGAUAGGUGAGGGAACAGGGUGAUGUGCCUGGGGUCACAUACCCUUAAAUUUGGGAGAAUACUAAGAUUCUAUAACUGAAAAAACAGACAUUACGACCACAAACCUAAGUGCAUACAGCUCUGAGACUAGUAAACCGAGUCUCGGCUUCUGUCUUUUGUGAGUCUCCAAGAAUUGGAGUUUCACGAAGUGAAUCUGGUAGUUGAAGUGACUUCAUUAGGUUCAGAAUGGUGUAGUGAUGUGAGCACAAUAUUGUUGAAUUCUGAAUUCCAAAAGAUGGUGUGUACAGAAGCUGUCAGCUGCUUGUUUGUCGUAGGAUGUGCACCCCUCCUAAUCUGAAUGACCCUGAAAGGCGGGUUAACCUGGAAGGGCUUACGUUCCCAGGCCGGCGGGGGCGGGUUGAGGGUGUUGUCCGGGGCGCAGCACUCCGCGGGCAGCGGCCGUGCACGGUGGUGCUCCUUCUUGCAGGUGCUGCUCGUGAGCAGCAGCCGGUACCCGGACCAGUGGAUUGUCCCUGGAGGAGGCAUGGAGCCGGAGGAGGAACCCGGCGGCGCAGCCGUGAGGGAGGUUUAUGAAGAGGCUGGAGUCAAAGGAAAAUUAGGCAGACUCCUGGGCAUAUUUGAGCAGAAUCAAGACCGAAAGCAUAGAACAUAUGUUUAUGUUCUUACUGUCACUGAAAUACUAGAAGAUUGGGAAGAUUCUGUUAAUAUAGGAAGGAAGAGAGAGUGGUUCAAAGUAGAAGAUGCCAUCAAAGUUCUCCAGUGUCAUAAGCCUGUACAUGCAGAGUAUCUGGAAAAACUAAAGCUGGGUUGUUCUCCAACCAAUGGAAAUUCCACGGUCCCUUCCCUUCCAGAUAACAACACCUUGUUUGUGACUGCCGCACAGACCUCUGGGUUGCCAUCCAGUGUAAGAUAGAGAGAACUGGGAGGACCUCCCAUGUGCAGUCUUGUGGGGAGAGGUCUCUUUUAUUUUCCUUGGCAAACAUCUGAAUGACUCUUGCAAACUGUCUGAAUUUGCGAUGCAGGAUUUUCAAACAGUUUGCGUGUUUUUCAGAUGUUUUCAAAUCUUCUUAAAAAAAAAAUGUAAAAUAUUUUAAUAAGCCAAAGCCAUGUGGAAUUUUUUUUAGAUGCCUUAACUCUGCCCCCAACCCACCCCAUCCCCAUUUUAGUUCAUUUUUUUCACAGCAUUUUGUUUUUUGUCCAUUUGACAUCAGUCUGUGGUUUUUGUCAGAUCAGCUUACUUAUGGGUAUAUCUUCUAAAUUAUUUUCUCAUCACAGCAUUAACAUAGUCAACAAAUUCUGUUGUAGAAAUUUACAAAAAUCUUGAUAUUAAAUCUGUUCGAUCUGAAAGCUUGUUUCAUAGGAUCAUAGUUUCAAUUCCUAAAUUCCAGAUUUGGACUAUUUCUGAAUGGUCUAAUAACUAUUUUGACAAAGGACUUUUUGCUAUUUUCAGGAAUUUGUCAACGCAUUUGUCUUAAAUUUUCACAACUGGUAUGUCACUAGCUACCUGAUAAGGCCAGUUACCCCCCAUAACUCACUAGUCCUUUAACACACAGUUUAACUAUAUACCGUUGGUGAUUUUUAGAGGUAUUGUAAGAAAGAUGCAUGUAGUAAAUACAUCAUCAUGAAAAACUGUAUUCAUGGGAUUUGAGUUAGCAUGCUAAAUCGCCAAUUCCCUUUAUCCAUAAUCUCUUUACACAGAAUACUUGAGAACCAUAAUUCCCUCAAGGUAAAUUCCUUUUAAAAGAUUUAUUUCCAGUUUUUUAAUUUACUGACCCUUCUUUAGUUAAACUUAACUGGUUACCAGUAGUGACCACAGGAUUAGUCUAACCUCAAAUGAUAGUCAGUGGUGACUGCAGUGGCCUUCUUGCUGUUCAGCUGUUCCAGACUUAGAUUAUUAGGACACCUGAGAACGUCUCAUCUUUUAUACGUUGCCAAUAAGUACUAUUUAUCCUAUAACUAUUUUGUCUUGUCUUUAUACUCACUCGGAAUCAAGAAUCCCAUUGACACACAGGUACCUUGUCUGAAACCCCUGUACUUUCCCAAACAACCCAGACAAAAACCUUUGAAUAAGACAUGGGGCGGUGGGGAGAGUGAAAGAUCAUUCUGUAUGUAGGCAUUAGCCUUGUAAAUAUUGUACUGGUGAGUACAGAGUAGAAAGUAAGUAUAGUUGUACAUUCUACAAAUUGUUAACCUUUAAAAAUAUAAUUGCUGCUAAGUAGAGUGCUGUUACACUUAAGGAAAAUCGGUGCCACUGUUUUGAAAAAGAUCUUGUGCCAUAAAUGCAGCUGACUAAAUAUAAAUAUUAGUUCACAAAUUAAUGCUGUCAGAGGAAGGAGUAAAGUAGAAAAACUUAACCAGUGACAUUUCAUUCUAAAUUAUGUAGUAUGAUCAAACAUCAUCCAGAAUUUUUAUAUUAUUCUUUGUACAGAGGUUAUGCAUCCUGCGUGUUUUUUAAAAAGGAAACAUUUUAAAUCCACAGAUUGACACUUUCAGUCUUCAGUGGACUUAAGAUUUUGUUGUUUCUCAGUAAUCUCUUAAAUUUCUUUAUAUACCUUAACACAGCAGAGAAACUGGAUUUUGUAUAUAAAAAUGUCCACCUGAAAUGCUAUCACAAGUACUGGGGGAGGGGGAUAUCUUGUAUAUGAUAUUCUUAGAGGUAAUAAUGCAUGAACUUAUUUUAUAAACUCUUGGACUAUGUAUUUGACAUGUAAAAUAUGUACAGUAUUGUCAGCCAUCUCUUAAAAGUGAGCCUAUAAAUAUUGUUGUAUAAUUAUUUUUGGUCAAGAACAUUUGUACUAAGUAGUGCCACUCGGGUCAGGAUUUUCUUCAGUGCCAUUUAGCAAACCAACUGUCUUUAGUCUAUGCAACUAGCAAAAAUUUGUAUGAUGCAACAGAAUACAGUCGUCAACACUUUGAACUUCACACAAGGGAUUCUUCACUAUUCUUCUGGAACCCAGUCUAGCAAAAUGAGAGGAAAGGCCAUAAGGAGAUUUCUGUUAAGGGAGAAAAAGCCUUCAUUUUCAGGCUCAGCAGUUGAAUCUACUAUAGAUAAUAGUGUCUACUAUCUCAACCUUCCAAAGUUUACAGAGUGUUGGGACUCAUUUCUGCUUUCUGUGGGGUAGAUGGAUAAAAUUGGGCAGCUAAAUUUUUCAGUCCCAUGUGCCUCCUAAAUAUAUAGGUUAUAAGUUGACUUGUAGACACAAAGUAGCAAACUAUCCUGAAUAUUUGUUGUUUGGGGGGGGGUUGUGUGUGUGUGUGUGUGUGUGUAUGUAUUUUUUAAUAAACAAGGUGAAAUUUUCUGUCACAUGCCAUUCAAUUUUCUGUCAAACAGUUGUAUAAAGCAGCAAAACUGAAAGCGGGGGAUGAUUGUUGUAUACACUCUAAAUUGCUUUGCAUGGUCUCAUUUGAGAUAAUUGGUGUAAGAAUCUUGACUUUUUAUAUUUGGAAACCAAAUAAAAG